UUCUUCUCGACGUUACCAUUGACCACCAAGGAUAAAUGAUUUAUCCUAUACCCAUACAAUUUAUAUCUAAAUACAUUCAAUUUGGAAAAACGAAUUUAUUUAACAUUUUUUAUAUCACCAGCGAAAAUUAAUUAUGAAGGUUUUAUAUUUGACAAAAAUCAGCUUUGCUCUACUCAGGCAAUGUCUGUUACAUAUUAUCAUGUUGUGCUACGAAGAUGAUAACUUUAAAUAAACAAUUAAAUUAUUUAUUGAUUUAAAAUCGUGUUAUGUUCAAUAUUAUCUGAAUAUUAUUAUAUCGUCCUCCACGCGGCCAUUUAAUACUAAUUCAUAGCUUUUCUGCUGUCUUGUGAUUGGCUACAAAACCAUUAAAACCCUUAUCAGUGUUAUAAAUAUGUUGCCUGAUUUUUUUAUGGUCGUCUGUUUAAAUUAACAUUUAUUCACUCCUCCGUUUCUAUAAUUCUAGUUUAAUAUUAAAGCUAUGUUGAAUUUAGUAUAAUAGUGUUUGAAUUCAAAAUGGAAGCUCUUUGGAACAGAGGUGGUAAUCAGAGGCGAACGGGACGUCAUAACUCAUGUAACGGACAUCAUAAUGACGUCACGAUAACAUUAUCUUCUGAAGACGAUGAUAAUUCGAUAUGGGGUUACAUAAAAUCGAACCUUUCACGUCAUUACCAACCAUUACGUGAUGACGUCAGGUAUAAAGAGAGGUGUGGUCGUGUAUCGACUGUGGUCCAAACUCCGGUAGAAUUUGAAAAGUUUUAUUUAUACGGAAGUACAUUAUGUCUUAAUGCUCUUUUAGACAUCUUCACAUUCCAACCAAUCAGAGCAUUGGUAGCUCUUUUUUAUAUCCUUAUAAGGCCAUCAUGUAUUAUACAUGGAAUCAGACAGAGAUUAACGGGAUCUCAGAUAUGUGAUGUCGUAAAGAUUUUUGUGUUUGUAUUAUGUUGUUGUAUUGUACGCCAUUUUGAUUUAUCUGUGAUGUACCAUCUAGUUCGAGGAAAAGCUAUAUUUAACCUGUUGGUACUACAAAGUAUAACUGAUUUAGUGGAUGGUCUAAUUAGUGGACUUGGAGCAGACAUCUGGGAUUCACUAUGCUGGAAGUUAACACAACCACCAGAAAGACGAUCAGCUUAUUUUGGUGUCUGGUUACAUUUAUUGUUGGCAAUGGUUUACAUCCUCUCCCACACAGUUGUAAUAUUAUUACAAAUAACAGCCUUGACGGUGGCUUUAAACUCGCACGAUAAAUUAGUAUUUACCAUAGUACUCUCUAGUAAUUUAGUGGAGAUAAAAACGAACAUGUAUCGACGUAUAGAUAGAAAUUAUCUAUUUUAUAUCGCUUGUCUUGAUAUCAAGGAGAGAUUCCACCAUUCCUUAUUGUUGUUUAUCGUUUCCAUGAAAAUAAUGACUGACGUUUCGUGGAAUCCAGACUAUCUUCUCGUUAUUUUACCCGAUGCCUUGUGGAUUCUGUGUUUCGAGAUUGUUGCAGAUUGGGUGAAAUUGGCAUUUGUCGCCAAAUUUAAUAAAAUCUCAUUUCAUGAAUAUCACCAGUAUAGACUUACCCUAGCAACUGAUAUGACAUCAUGUAGACAGAAACUAGCAGCGACAGAUUACACGGAUGUCGUCAGUAGAAGAAUUGGAUUAAAUAUUUUACCAAUGGGCUGUGUUUUAGUUCUAGCCUUCAGUGAAUCGUUUAAUAUUUCUGGAAUAGUUGGACUUGGAUUCUUGACGCUCAUAUUUCUCGGUUUAUUUGUUGUCCAUAUUGUAACUGGUACGAUAUUGAGACGAUACGAGACCUGGCUUCUAUCAACAACUAAAGCUGACGACAUUAUAGAGAUCUACCCGGAUACAGAUUCACAGAUGAUUCCACCAUUAGAGAAAUUACGACCACAGAUAAAUAAAGAUGAAUAAAUAAAUGCCCGAUAACAAAAUAGGAGCAAAUCUUUUGAUUUAAAAAACAAAUAAUCUAAUAAAAAUUGUAUCUUUAUUUCGUUUCGUGUUUUUUUAUGGUUCUGAUUUUCGACUCUAUAUAAAACCGGAACAGUAUAUUUGUAAUUAAUAAUGUUCAAAGACCUAAAAUACAAUUAUUAAGUUCGCUCAACUUUCAACUUGGCUGUUUUUCAUUUCUCAGAUCCCAUUGUUGGAAAUAUUGUGUGGA
Messenger RNA from Patella vulgata (common limpet), 2152 nucleotides. Its product is annotated as transmembrane anterior posterior transformation protein 1 homolog. Gene Ontology annotation, cellular component: endoplasmic reticulum membrane; ciliary basal body. Bases 514 to 1905 code for a protein of 463 amino acids. NCBI's taxonomy places the organism in Eukaryota, Metazoa, Mollusca, Gastropoda, Patellidae. The transcript is spliced from 11 exons. Gene Ontology annotation, biological process: positive regulation of cilium assembly; maintenance of protein localization in endoplasmic reticulum. The record is from RefSeq and is a predicted model, not a curated record.